AUGCUGCUGCUGCUCCCGCCCCCGCCGCCGCUGGCGGCGCUGCUGCCGAUGCUGCCGCCUCCCCCGCCCUGGCCGGGAGGGCUGCUGCUGCUGCUGCCCGGCGGGCCACGGAGCUGCUGCUGCUGCUGCUGCUGCAGCCGCUGCUGCGCGGGCCUAGCUGCCGCCGCCCGCUGUUCGUGGACUGUCCCGCCGGAACCCCCGCCCUGGCCGGCUCCUCAGCCUCCGCAGCAGCAGCGCGGGCGGCGGCGCCAGGGACGGAGGCGGCGGCGGAGAGGAGGAGCCGGAGCCGCAGCUGCGGGAGGAGGAGGUGGAGCGAGCCGCGCCUCCUGUCCCGCCUGGUCGCUGCCUCCACCUCCGCCCCUGCCCGUUCCCCUCUACCUUUGCCCGGUCCCCGCCGUCCUUAGCGCCCCGGCCUUCCUGCCCCCGGGGAUCGUGGUGUCUCGGGCCUCGGGGCCCGGUGCAUGGCCGGGGGGGCCCGGUGCAUGGCCGGGGAAGCCCGGCGGGCUACUGCGGGGCUGGGCGGUCCCAGCCUCUGCCUUCUCCUCCUCCUCCACCACCACCUGGGAGGAGUCCUUCAGGCCGGUCCAGGAGAUGAAUCCCCCGGGAAACGUAGGAAUAAAUUCUAAGAAGUUGAAAAUGAUGUCAAGAAGAAAAAGUAUACAGGGAGGGAAUCCUGAUGAUAUGAUGGCAAAAAUGUCAUUUGCUACUAUAGAUAAAAAAGAUGAAUUUCAACUACCUGUUGUACCUGAAAUAAAUUCGAAGAGGAGACAGGAAAAUAUGGGGCCAGGGAAAGAAGACCCAAUGAAGAAAAAGAAUAAAAAGAAAAAAGAUUAUCGACCUAAUUAUUUCCUCUCUAUUCCCAUCACCAACAAAGAGAUUAUAAGAGGAAUUCAGACUCUGCAAAACACAAUAAUAAAACAAGAUAAACGGCUAUCCAAAGUAAUGACCAAUUGUGGUUCCUUCCAUGUUACCCUCCUAGUGAUGCAUUUACUCAGUGAAGAGGAAGUUAACCUAGGUAUAGGUGCUCUUUUGGAGACAAAAGCACUAAUAGAAGAAAUACUACAAGGAAGAGAUUUAAAUUUACCCUUUCAGGGAAUUGGUAAUUUUGGAAAUCAGGUUGGAUUUGUGAAGUUGGCAGAAGGCGAUCAUGUAGCUACACUUCUCGAGAUAGCAGAGGCAGCUAAGAGAACAUUUCAAGAAAAGGGUAUCUUGGCAGGAGAAAACAGAAGUUUCAAACCUCAUUUGACCUUCAUGAAACUGUCAAAAUCACCAGAGCUCAGAAGAAAGGGAGUGAAAAAAAUAGACCCUGAACUCUAUGAAAAAUUUGUAGACCACAAAUUUGGAGAAGAAUCUUUGUUCCGAAUAGACCUUUGUUCCAUGCUGAAAGAAAAGCAAAGCAAUGGCUACUACCAUUGUGAAUCUUCCAUUGUGAUUGGUGAGUUGAGAAGCCCGAACUCAGCCGUACUACAGGGAUACAGGAGCAAUAUAGCCCCAUGGCAAAGUGGUGAAAAGAAUGGAAGAGAACCAGAUGAUGCCGAACUGGUGAGGCUGAGCAAAAGGCUGGUGGAGAAUGCCGUCCUCAAGGCUGUGCAGCAAUAUUUAGAAGAAACACAAAACAAAAUUAGGCAGGUGGAUGGAAGCCCUGUGAAAACUGAAGAGCCCACGCAGUCAGACAGAAACGACAGUGAUGAUAAUAGGAAAUGAGAAUUGACCGUCGCUUCCAAAAACGCCUAUGAGACACCUCCCAGCUUUGAUUUAUGAGAUUGCAUCGACUGACUUGCCUUGUACUGGCUGUCAAAGUGUGUCUCAUUGAGAUGUGGCCCCUGUCCUAAUACACUUUCCUAGAAGAGGUGUCUGCAAUUCUUAUAAACAAAUAGAGUGCUGGGAAUAAGGGGACAUGAAGCUAUGAAAAAAGAGAGACUUGAGUUCUGCCUACCCAUAUUUGCUAGAACGCCUUUGUGUUACGAAAGAGGUGGACAAGACUUUUGUCCAUGCCAUGUAUGCUACAUUUAUUGCCGUGGAAGAGGCCUUGCCGUAAGUGGAAAUAAUGCCAUCUGCCUUGCUAAACAGCAGGGUUUUUUGACUGCUUGUUCUGAGGCCAAAAAUCGCAAAUUCUGCCAUUACAAAGCCAACUACUGCUAAGUUAAUCAUGGCCAUUAUAGAAGUGAUCACCAUCGGUACGACCGACCUGUAUGUAAUGUUUCUGACAUAUUUCUAAUCAUCUUGCCUUCCUGCCAUUAUUGUUAUUUACAGUAAGAGAAACAUGUAAAUUCUAUUUUUUCACAUAAUGUUACCUUUUUCUAUAAGAUAUAGACUGUUUUAAAGGCUUUUAAAAAUUCAGUUUUGAUAAGUUAGUGUGCUGUAUUUGUGUUUUUCGUUGACAUUCAUUAAAUGCAAAAAUAUGUGAUUUUUCCCCCCUAUAGGCAAGAAACCUGUCAUAAUCAUGGACUUAAUUAAGGAAGCUUUGCUUGGAGAAAGGAUGGGUAUGUUGUCCAAAGUCAAACAGAUAAAGGAAC
This is a messenger RNA of Vombatus ursinus (common wombat), 2516 nucleotides long. It is a transcript of the gene AKAP7, whose product is annotated as A-kinase anchoring protein 7. Gene Ontology annotation, cellular component: cytosol. The record is from RefSeq and is a predicted model, not a curated record. Lineage: Eukaryota; Metazoa; Chordata; Mammalia; Diprotodontia; Vombatidae. Gene Ontology annotation, molecular function: protein kinase A regulatory subunit binding.